AUGCUGUGGAACGAAGCUGUUGUAUUUUUAACAUUUUCGGCUUUCUUCAUUGACGCAUCUCAAAUUACAAUACCCGACCCGGUACCUGGAGAGCUUUUAGAUUUUCAAACAAACAAUGAGCCAGCUUUCAACUGUCCGAGUGAUAUAGAGGCUGUCAGAAAUUGCAAACCAUAUACGCUCUUCACUUAUACUACCUGUUGUUUGGAUGAUGAUACCAAAUGUUGUUUCCAUAUGAAGGAAUGGGUUUGGAUAGCUGGAGGAGCAUUAGUAGCAUUAAUUGGAGCAAUCGCUUUAACAUGCUUAGCGCGAUGCAUAUUCCGAUUCAAAAAUAAAAGUCAGCAGAGCUAUGAUUUUGCCUAA
Molecule: messenger RNA, 360 nt
Organism: Auanema sp. JU1783
Lineage: Eukaryota; Metazoa; Nematoda; Chromadorea; Rhabditida; Rhabditidae
Source: the annotation of a GenBank genome assembly